AUGUUUCCCUACACGAUCCCCCUUCACUUGCAGGUGACCUGGUUUUCAGAUUUCCGGCGCUCAGACGUCUCCUACAAGGUGUGGGCAUUGGAGUGGAACCACUGGAUGGCCUUGGAGAUCAUACUGGUGGUGAUGAUUGGCCUCAGCUGCCUCUGGUUGAGCUACAUCUUGCUUUGGCUCGAUGACUUCUUUUUGGCUUCCAUUGUCUUCUCUGGAUGCUGGAGACUUUUCUGGCCGAGGACAUGGAUCCUAAUGCGGUACAAGAUCCAAGCAUCGCUGAAGCAAGGCUAUUGGGAAGAUAGUCUGGCUCUCCUCCGUUCGCGCGCGAGCGGCUCUGUGUCGCUGAUGUACCUUCUGGUUUGUGUCUCACGAUUUCCUGCUUUGGCCACGAGUUGCGGACGCUAUAUCUUCCCUGGCGUCUGUGGCAUUCUGAUCUGCACAUUCGCGCUGGCAAGGCAGCUGUGCCUACGAGACCGCAUCGAUGGCUACAGGUUUGACAGUGUACAGAGGAGUCCUGACGCAAUCCGACGCUAUCGCGACGGCUGCUUUGAAGGAUGGAUGGGCAUCCU
Molecule: messenger RNA, 569 nt
Organism: Symbiodinium pilosum
Lineage: Eukaryota; Dinophyceae; Suessiales; Symbiodiniaceae
Source: the annotation of a GenBank genome assembly